AUGCUAUUUCUCGAGCAAACACAGGGGUUUGCUCGCGAUGACCGUCAUGCUUGUGUCCCAUCUUUAUUUGAAUUACUUAUGCAAGAGCGUAUGGCGGAGGGAUUUAAACCUGCAUUAGACUAUCUCGUGACGACACUAUGUGAAUCGUAUCCGAAUGUAGCACUCUCACUCCCUGUGCGUUAUUUUGAAGAGAGCUAUGCGCUGUUACGCUAUUGCAUUGAGAGCUACUUUCUAUCGCGAUACGAUGGUUUAGCUACUGAGAAGUUUUAUGGUAUGAAGCGUGUUAUAAUCGUGAAUGAAAAUGCCAAGAUAUCGACAUCUGCAUUGACCUCCCGAGCGAGAAGACUGACCCUGUUUUUUGCUGUAAUUGUACCGUACUUGAAGACAAAGCUAGAUGUGUACUAUAAAGAGACUGUGGUGCUUUUGGCUCGAACGACAGGGACAAAUACGAGGAAUGCAAGUGCUAAUGGUGGUACAAGAGAACAACGAAUGAGUCGAUUUUUGCAACGUCUUCAAAGCUUGGCGUACUUGCAAACACUUCAAAAAGGCUUUGUAGCAACCUAUCCAUAUGCACAUUUUGUGUAUCAAGGGUCUUUCUUCUUCUAUCACUGGUUGUAUCUCCUUGGCGAUACGCCGUUCUUUUCGCCUUUUUUAAGAUGUAUGAAGACGGUUCUCGUGCGAGUUACAGCAGAUGACGAGUCUAUCUUUCGUCAACAUGAAGCUAAGUAUCGUGAGAAAGUAUUGACCAAGUUGAGCGGCUCAGGAAUUACUGAUAGAAUUCGACGACUAUUGGUUCAAGUAACUUGGGCGACGGUCGAUCACUCGUAUGUGCUGCUGUUGCUGGGUAUUGCAGGGUACAAGUUCAUUGAAUGGAUGUACUCGGAAGAGGGCGUAUCAGUCAAGUUGCGACUCACUGGAACCGAUGCACCGAUUCCACCUCCACCACUGCCACCUCAAUUUUCAGGACCAGCGUUGGCACUGGCUACCAUGAACCCGGCCUUGUGUCCAUUAUGUAAGAAGAAACGUGCAAAUCCUGCUAUGACUCCAUCUGGAUACGUCUUUUGCUACCCGUGCAUAUACCGCUACAUUGAGCAGCAUGGUGAGUGUCCUAUUACGCAGAUAAAGUGCGAGCUUGCUACCAUAGCGAAGAUCUACGACGAUGCACGAGAUUCAUGA
This is a messenger RNA of Peronospora belbahrii, 1176 nucleotides long. The record is from the annotation of a GenBank genome assembly. NCBI's taxonomy places the organism in Eukaryota, Oomycota, Peronosporomycetes, Peronosporales, Peronosporaceae.